AUGGCGAUGAUGACUGGCCGUGUGCUGCUGGUGUGUGCCCUCUGCGUGCUGUGGUGCUGUGCCGGCAGCGUUUAUGCGGGGGACCGCGACAACAACGCAGUGGGUGGUUGCAUGGCGUCGGAAGUGUUUGGCGCGGAUUUGUCUCAUGCGCCGAGUGGAUGUAAUAAACCGGGGAUUACAGUGCUAUUUCGGUCAACGUUGCCCAUUACUGCCGUUGUGGCGUCGGAUGAAGAAGUUACUUCUGUUACAAUGCAGAACGAUUUGGGUUCAAGAGAAAAUUCCAACGCUGCUGGUCCCGCUGGUCCCGCUGGUCCCACUGGUCCCGCUGAUCUUGCUGAUCCCGCUGAUCCUGCUGGUCCCGCUGAUCCUGCUGGUCCCGCUGAUCCUGCUGGUCCCGCUGGUACUGCUGCUGCCGGGGUUCCUGGUGCUCCUGGUGGUGGUGGUGGCGGUGGAACUUCUCUUGGAGGUGGUGGCACCGAUGAAAUUUCUUCUGUUUCUUCUGGUGGUGAAAAUGAGCCUCCUCCUCCUCUUUUAAAAGCAGAAAACGAAGCAAUACGAGUUCCAACAGUCGGAGAAGAUGAGGCAAAAAAAGCACCACAAAGUCACGAUAAUUCAGUCGAACAGCACUCUGGAGAAAAUCAAGAACAUCUACACGAAGAAAUACGAGAUCAGCAAAAGAAACAGGAACAGCGGCAAGAACAACACGAAAACAACAUAAACCACGAAGAAGGAGAAGAGAAACAACAACAACAGGAGCAGCAUCAACAGCAUGAUCAUUCCGCGAAAAACAGCGAUGGACCCACAAAAAACGAAACUACCGUAGGUACAAAUGCCACCGCUUCAACUGGCGACAGUGACAGCAGCACCGCGGUCUUCCACACCACCUCCCCUCUUUUGCUUCUUCUUGUUGUUGCGUGCGCGGCUGCUGCUGCGGUGGUGGCCGCGUGA
Messenger RNA from Trypanosoma cruzi, 948 nucleotides. RefSeq names its product mucin-associated surface protein (MASP), putative. NCBI's taxonomy places the organism in Eukaryota, Euglenozoa, Kinetoplastea, Trypanosomatida, Trypanosomatidae. The transcript has a single exon. The record is from RefSeq and is a predicted model, not a curated record. Bases 1 to 948 code for a protein of 315 amino acids.